GCGGCGGCGGCUCGGUCUCCAGCGCCGAGCGGUUCGGCCGGACGCGACGGGGCGAGCGCCCGGGAACCUGGCGCCGAACCUCCCGCCCGGCGCGCCGAGCCACUGAGGGACCUCGGACCAGGGUCAGGGGCCGCGACCGCUCCGGUGAGCAGAAAAAUCAACUGGAUGUUGCCCCCGAGGGAGAGGAUUCGUGAGAAGGAGAAGCGGCCGCGGAAAAGCAAAGACUGUGCAGGAACUAGGAAUUCAUUCCGGACCGGAGAGUCUUGGGGAGACCGCUGCCCCGCCCACUGAAGACCCUGCCUGGAAGAAGUUGUGCGCACGCGCAGUCACAGGCGAGACCGGCUCAGAACUAAGACGGGAUCGAUCGGUGGCGGUGCUUUCAGAGCGGGCGAGUGCACGAGUCCGACCCCUACAGCACGGAGAGAAAAGCACUGCAUCAGCACUCAGAUUUCCAGUUCACACUCUUGUCCCUCCACGGAACGGGCUGUGCGAUCUCAGACUGCUGCUGCCUCCCCUUCUGGAUCCUGAUGCUCUCUGUCGAGGCCCCACAUCUUGGCCUCCUCAGAGCUGUGGCUGCUACGGUCAGCUCCCUCCCUCUCCUGCUUCCAGAGCCCGCUUCCUUGGCCGCAGGCCACCCGGCGACCUCUGGGAAGAUGAGUGGCUGCGGGAGGAAGGCCCUGACCCUGCUGAGCAGCGUCUUUGCCGUCUGUGGCCUGGGGCUCCUGGGCAUCGCCGUCAGCACCGACUACUGGCUCUACCUGGAGGAGGGCGUGGUCCUGCCCCAGAACCAGAGCAUGGAGAUCAAGAUGUCCCUGCACUCGGGCCUGUGGCGUGUCUGCUUCAUCGCAGGGGAAGAGCGGGGUCGUUGCUUCACCAUAGAAUACGUGAUGCCCAUGAACUCCCAGCUGACCUCGGAGUCCACCGUCAAUGUUCUAAAAAUGAUUCGCUCGGCCACACCAUUCCCCCUGGUCAGCCUCUUCUUCAUGUUCAUUGGGUUUAUCCUGAGCAACAUCGGACACAUCCGUCCCCACAGGACAAUACUUGCCUUUGUCUCCGGCAUCUUCUUCAUCCUCUCAGGCCUCUCUCUGGUGGUGGGCCUGGUCCUCUAUAUCUCCAGCAUCAACGACGAGAUGCUCAACAGAACCAAGGACCCAGAGACCUAUUUCAACUACAAGUACGGCUGGUCGUUUGCCUUCGCGGCCAUCUCUUUCCUUUUGACCGAGAGCGCCGGAGUGAUGUCCGUGUACCUGUUCAUGAAGCGGUACACCGCCGAGGACAUGUACCGGCCGCACCCCGGCUUCUACCGGCCUCGUCUGAGCAACUGCUCCGAUUACUCAGGCCAGUUCCUACACCCGGACGCCUGGGUCCGGGGCCGCAGCCCCUCCGACAUCUCCAGCGACGCCUCCCUGCAGAUGAACAGCAACUACCCAGCCCUGCUCAAGUGCCCCGACUACGACCAGAUGUCCUCGUCCCCCUGCUGAGCCUCACCGCCCCCCUCCCUGGACGGUGGACAGCCAGAGAGCCCUUCCCGUGCUCCCCCGAUGGCCUGGCAGCCCCAGGCCCUUGGUUGACAGGCCCAGGCUGCCCCCACGCUUUGCUGUUGUCACUCGACCCAUGUUGUCUCCACAUCUUCCCCCCAAGAGUAGCUCCAACUGCCCCAGGCUGGGUGUCGCCGGUCCGGAGCCAGAGGGCAAGGUGAUUGGCCGAGAGCGCGAGCGUAGCCCCGCCUCCUGAGUGCCAAUCACUCCCACUGCUCUCCCCUUUCCCGGGAGAGGUGGCCGUUCCAGCUGUGUAAUUGUCCCUAAGCGCCCAACUUCAUGGCCGCAGGCCAAGUUCCCUACACACACCCAGUAGGACUUGUGUGCCUACCAACUAGCCUGGCCUUCCUGUUCAUGAUCUGGGCCAUCAGGCCAAAAAGGGGACUCUCCUAUGGAGGUCCAGCUGGUUCAGAAUUGCCAAGCAGCCUUCCUUGUGAAAUCCUUUAUCUUUUUUGGUUACCCACCCCCGUCCGCACAGCACACCUUUCUGUGCUCUCCAUCUCCCUCUCUGCCCGUUAGGCUCUGAAUCAUCCCUCCUUUCUUUCCACCAGGACUCAGCUGCCUGGGGUCUUGGACCCUAAGGGCGAAAGAGCGGGUCUGAGGCCACUCUGAUGAAGUCACAAAGAGGUGUUAAUGGCUGAUGAUGUCUUAAUAUGUAUGGCCCCCUAUAACAUACUUAACAGGGGUCCUUAAUGCCUUAACCCAAGAAGUGACUCUGACAAGGAGAAUGUCAGAUUUUGGCAGGUCCCGUUAGUAUUAUCAGGCACUGUUAGUAUUAUGAGGCCCUGGGGAUACUGUCCCUGCUCACAUGGGCAGUAUUUCCGGUCCAAGGCCCUAAACUCUGACCAUGUAGAUACACAUCUAUACUACAUAAGUAGAAGGCAGCUUUUAAAGAGGCUGCCUGGGAUUUGGAACUAGAUUUGACGACACUUGGUGCAUUUUGAGUCAAAAAAAGCCAGCCUUGGAAAGAUCUAGGGGCUCUCCUGUGGGUGCCCCUGAAUAUAUGGGGGUUGUCAUUUAAUCCUAACACAGGGCACUAUCCGCUUCCUGGACUGGGGACAUAUGGAGGCAGCUAGAUCCUUCCAGAAGGUGAGGCAGGGUGAUGCCCAUUUUCCUAGUAGCAAACUUGAGCUGGGAGGUACCAAGCACCUUGCAUGAAGUCCACAGGGGCCAGGGGCGGAGGGAUCAGUGGAAGGCCCAGGGCAGGACGU
Molecule: messenger RNA, 2749 nt
Organism: Lutra lutra (Eurasian river otter)
Lineage: Eukaryota; Metazoa; Chordata; Mammalia; Carnivora; Mustelidae
Gene: CACNG5
Product: calcium voltage-gated channel auxiliary subunit gamma 5
Exons: 8
Coding region: 528-1481 (317 amino acids)
Biological process (GO): regulation of AMPA receptor activity; calcium ion transport; postsynaptic neurotransmitter receptor diffusion trapping
Cellular component (GO): postsynaptic density membrane; AMPA glutamate receptor complex
Molecular function (GO): channel regulator activity; voltage-gated calcium channel activity
Source: RefSeq, a predicted model, not a curated record